AUGGUGGGCGUUAACCCUGAUAGCCGUCAAGGCAAGAGCCCUCAUGAUUUUGGAGCAACAAGCGACUCUGAAUUUACGCCACCAACCAUGGAUGAGAUCAGCGAAACAGCUUCCUGUAGUAUCGGCAUUGACUUUGGCCGCUCAAAAUGCGAGGCAGCCGUUGUCAGUGACACAGGCAGUGUUAUACUGAUUCCUCUUGAGCCACGUAGCACUGAAAACUGCUACUCACUAUCGAGUUUCGCUGGACAUUCGUAUACUGUGUACGACCUGACAAUGCUGCUUGGGCAGAAGACAGAGACGCUCUCAGCACAAGACGUCGAUCGUUGGGCUUUUACUCCUCAAGCUGGAGCUGCUGGCAAAGCUGUCGUGGAAUCUCCUGCGAAAGGCAACGUCCCUGAUCUAGUGUAUCCCGAACAAGUUGCAGCCUUGCUCUUCGCUACGAUCAAGAACCGAGCUGAGACUUUCACUGGAAAGCGUGUCACUACUGCUGUGGUGACGGUACCAGCAGCAUUUAACCGGACCCAGCGUCAGGCUGUUUGGGACGCCUGCAGAAUUGCUAACUUGGACGUCGAGCGGCUCGUUAUCUCAUCCACGGCGUCUGCUGUCGCCAACGCAGAUUCCGUAAUUGACGCUGCGGCUGCUGUCUUCGAGAAGACGAUAGUUGUGGUGGACUGUGGUGCUGGAAGUUUGAAUGUAACAUUGGCUCGGGUACGUGAAGCUGACGGACCUUCCUCAUCGAUUGAAGUCGAGGUUGCAGCUACAGCAGGAAAUCUGGAGCUGGGGGGUGAAGCUCUAACGGAUCGCCUUUUUGAGCAUUUCCACAGUGAGGCGAAGGUAGUCGACACCAGUUCAAAGUCGACAAGUCCAGCAUUUUCCAGACGCCUGCGACGUGCGUGUAUGUUGGCUCAAAGGAUCCUUUCGACUUCACAGCAAGCUGCAAUUGAUCUGCCUUGGCAGCCUCGACGUACUUGUGGUUCUGGUGCAAUCAAUGGAGUGAUGACAGGGUUCAGUAGCAGCAUCUGGCGAGCAGAAUUCGAGUCGUUGUGUGGGUCGGAGACGUGGGACUGCUUGCCAAACACCGUUGAGCAAGUUCUCGCGACCGCGAAAGUAAAGAAGGAGGACGUUGAUGCGGUCUUGGUCACUGGAGGAGCCAUGCAAGUGCCAAAACUCCGUGAAGUUCUCGGAGACUGCUUUGCCGAACACUGGAAUCGAAUCGUGGAUCUACCGAAACAUACCGCUGCAAUUGGUGCAGCGAUGAUUGCAGCUCAGAGCAGUGGUCGUGUUUUGAAGAACGAGACCACGCCGUUGUCGCUUGGGAUUCGUAGUUCCAGUGGAGAUACACUAAUUGUAGUGCCUCCUAGCUCGACGGUACCGACGCGACAAGCACAACUGUACUACGCAAGUUGCCAACGGGAGAUCAAGUUUGACAUUCUGGAAGGGUUAGUUGCGAAUCGCACUGCCGGCGCUACUCCGAAUAGGCUGGAGCACUGUCUGGGUCGUAUUCUUAUCGAUGGGAGGCGCGCAUCUUCCCCUUUCAUUCUAAAACUUGAGAUCGCGUUCGAGCUGGAUGCGACUGGCGAGUUGGAAGUCGUGAUCUCGGAUAAAUCGAAUGAUCGAGUCACUCGUUUGCUGGUGUCUGGAGAUGAAACGUGUCUCCAAGGUGAAGCAAUUACGCUCGCCCAAACGUCUUUGGCCGAGGCGCUACACUGUGCUGCUGAUUCGGGGAAUACGUCCCUGAAGCCCCUGGUGAUGACAAACGGUCUUAGUGUCUGCAUCCCACCGGGGGAUCUCUUUCUUCUGCGUUCGAGGAUCGAACAUGCGAGUGCGUGGCUUGGUCUGCUUGAUGCCAGCCACAUCUCGAGCCAGGAACUUCUCACCGCGCGGGAUUAUCUGCGUCAGAUCCGCAUGCUGCAUCUCUCGAGCACUGCAAACAGCGCGUUAGUCCAGUUACGCCAGGAGAUGAACCUGUUCAACUGA
Molecule: messenger RNA, 1977 nt
Organism: Phytophthora infestans T30-4
Lineage: Eukaryota; Oomycota; Peronosporomycetes; Peronosporales; Peronosporaceae
Product: hsp70-like protein
Exons: 3
Coding region: 1-1977 (658 amino acids)
Biological process (GO): cellular response to unfolded protein; protein refolding
Cellular component (GO): cytoplasm
Molecular function (GO): ATP binding; ATP hydrolysis activity; misfolded protein binding
Source: RefSeq, a predicted model, not a curated record